GCGUCUCUUCCGGUUCCUUUCUUCGUUUACACCGUUCAUUCAGUCCUCUGGUAGCUCGCACGGUGGAUUCACUAGUUAAUCCAUUUAACGUCAACCGACACCUGGGGAGAAGCUGUGCAGCUCUUCAAAUACCCGUGCUACUUAUUUACCAGCCGGUGUCCACUACUUGAGCAUAUCUCCGCCAUGGCUAGCUACCAUAAACCGGACGAGAAGACGCUGCAGGGCCUGAAAGACAUCGCUAACAAGUUACGGAUCAACUCGGUCAAGGCAACAUGCGCCUCCAACUCUGGUCAUCCCACCACAUGUUGCAGUGCCGCAGAGCUGAUGUCCGUGCUGUUCUUCCACACGAUGCGUUACAAAGCCACCGACCCACGCAACCAGUGUAACGACCGCUUCGUACUGUCCAAGGGUCAUGCUGCACCAAUCCUGUACGCUGCCUGGGCGGAGGCGGGCUUUGUGAAGGAGGCUGACCUGAUUAACCUGAGGAAGAUAGACUCUGACCUGGAGGGUCACCCCACACCUAAACUGGAGUUUGUUGACGUGGCAACGGGGUCUCUGGGACAGGGGCUCGGGGCCGCCUGCGGGAUGGCGUACACCGGGAAACACUUCGACAAGUCCAGUUACCGUGUGUACUGCAUGCUGGGUGAUGGGGAGUGUUCGGAGGGGGCUGUCUGGGAGGCCAUGGCGUUUGGUUCCCACUACAACCUGGAUAACUUGGUGGCUAUUAUCGACGCCAACCGCCUGGGACAGAGUGAAGCUGCUCCUCUCAAACACGACAUGGACGUGUACCGGAAACGCUGCGAAGCCUUCGGGUGGAACACGUAUGUAGUGGACGGUCAUGAUGUUGAGGAGCUGUGUAAAGCUCUGUGGCAGGCCCAGCAGGUGAAGGGGAAACCCACCAUGAUCGUCGCCAAGACCUUCAAGGGGAGAGGACUCAAAGGCAUAGAGAACACGGAUAAUUGGCACGGGAAGCCCAUGCCUAAGGACCGGGCCGAGGAGGCCAUUAAACACUUACAGGCUCAGAUUCAGAACCCCAACAAGACCAUCUGCCCCGAGCUACCCAACGAAGAUACCGCCCCCGCUGACCUUUCACCUAUCAGCCUGCCUAGCCCUCCCAGUUACAAGAUCGGAGACAAGGUGGCUACUCGUAAGGCGUAUGGCGUGGCCCUGGCUAAACUGGGUCAGUCCAGUCAGAGGGUGGUCGCUCUGGACGCUGACAUGAAGAACUCUACCUUCUCUGAGAUGUUCCACAAGGCCUUUCCUGAACGCUUCGUUGAGUGCUUCAUCGCUGAACAGAACAUGGUGAGCGUGGCGAUCGGCUGUGCCACGCGGGACCGCACGGUGGCGUUCGCCAGCACCUUCGCUGCCUUCCUGUCUCGGGCUUACGACCAUAUCAGAAUGGCUGCCGUCUCAGAGUCUAACAUCAACCUGGCGGGAUCACACUGUGGAGUCUCUAUUGGUGAGGAUGGCCCCUCCCAGAUGGCAUUGGAAGACAUCGCCAUGUUUCGUGCUAUCCCAACAUGCACGCUGUUCUACCCAAGUGACGGCGUCUCCACCGAGAGGUCUGUGGAGCUGGCUGCUAACACCAAGGGUAUCUGUUUCCUCCGCAUCACCAGACCAGAACUAAAGGUGAUCUACGACCCCAAGGAGAAGUUUGAGGUGGGCGUGGCCAAGGUGGUGCGUCAGUCCGACAGCGACAAGGUGACCGUGAUUGGAGCUGGAGUGACUCUGCAUGAAGCCUUGACUGCUGCUGACCUGCUGGCCAGCGAGGGAGUGAACAUCCGUGUGAUCGACCCGUUCACCAUCAAGCCCCUGGAUGCUGCCACCAUCUUAUCGAGCGCCCGCGCCACCGGCGGGAGAAUCAUCACCGUCGAGGACCACUACAGAGAGGGUGGUCUGGGGGAGGCGGUGCUGUCUGCGGUGGGGGAGGAGCCUGGUAUCAUGGUGACGCGCUUGGCGGUGAACCGUAUACCCCGGAGUGGAAAACCUCAGGAGCUCCUGGACCUGUACGGCAUCAGCGCCAAACACAUCGCCAACGCCGUGCGCCAGACCUUCGCUAACUGAAACAUGGGCCCUGGUCUAAAGUAGUGUACUAUAUAGGGUGACAUUUGGGAUAUACACAACUCUUCUCUCCUCUCUGACCUGUCACCCCCCCCUCCCUCUCUGACCUGUCACCCCCCCCUCCCUCUCUGACCUGUCACCCCCCCCUCCCUCUCUGACCUGUCACCCCCCCCUCCCUCUCUGACCUGUCACCCCCCCCUCCCUCUCUGACCUGUCACCCCCCCCUCCCUCUCUGACCUGUCACCCCCCCUCCCUCUCUGACCUGUCACCCCCCCUCCCUCUCUGCAGUCUGAGGGGUGAAACGUCGUGGACCUCUGUUCUGGACCUUUCUCCACCCGACCUUCUCCUUCUCACCAUUUCUAUUGAAGAUGAAUUGUGUCUUUGUCAGAUUCCUUAAAUCCCAUGUUUCUGUAUCGCUCUUCAUUCCUUCUCUUUCCAUUCCAACCACAUUCCAUGUGUUCUAACUGUUCUAGCUGUUCCAUGUGUUCUAGCUGUUCCAUGUGUUCUAGCUGUUCCAUGUGUUCUAGCUGUUCCAUGUGUUCUAGCUGUUCCAUGUGUUCUAGCUGUUCCAUGUGUUCUAGCUGUUCCAUGUGUUCUAGCUGUUCCAUGUGUUCUAGCUGUUCCAUGUGUUCUAGCUGUUCCAUGUGUUCUAACCUCCAUGUUUCUCCAUAGCACUGUUACAGGCACACCGCCAUCUUGGUUUCUCAUUGAGCCAGCAUGGUGUCUAACUGAUGCAGGGAAUUGACGGACCAGAGUUGUAAUGACUCACUUACAAAAGAGCUGAAUUUUAAACUGCUAUGUAAUAUACUGUUCUCCUGACCUGUUGGUAUCUGACCUUGAUCUCUUCAUGUGUCUGUUACUGCUGCUGUGUUACCCAGGCCCUGUCAACUCAUGGUUGGUUUGCAUUGCCGUUAUGCUGAAAUAAAAACCUGACCCAA
Messenger RNA from Salvelinus fontinalis (brook trout), 2999 nucleotides. Its product is annotated as transketolase-like. Gene Ontology annotation, molecular function: transketolase activity; thiamine pyrophosphate binding. Bases 184 to 2064 code for a protein of 626 amino acids. NCBI's taxonomy places the organism in Eukaryota, Metazoa, Chordata, Actinopteri, Salmoniformes, Salmonidae. The transcript is spliced from 13 exons. The record is from RefSeq and is a predicted model, not a curated record.